Messenger RNA from Corythoichthys intestinalis (scribbled pipefish), 3639 nucleotides. RefSeq names its product actin-related protein 2-A. Gene Ontology annotation, cellular component: actin cortical patch; Arp2/3 protein complex. The record is from RefSeq and is a predicted model, not a curated record. Gene Ontology annotation, biological process: Arp2/3 complex-mediated actin nucleation. The transcript has 9 exons. Bases 117 to 1301 code for a protein of 394 amino acids. Gene Ontology annotation, molecular function: actin filament binding. Lineage: Eukaryota; Metazoa; Chordata; Actinopteri; Syngnathiformes; Syngnathidae.
UCUAGCCAUAUAUAUAAGAUUCCUAUGUCGGCAUAUGUCCGUGCCGCAAAACGCACUACCCUUUUACCUAAGAAAAGUUCCUUGGAGGUUCACAGGCAACCGGGACUCUAGAUAUAAUGGACAGCCAGGGACGGAAAGUGGUUGUUUGUGACAACGGCACCGGAUUUGUCAAGUGUGGCUAUGCUGGCUCCAACUUCCCAGAGCACAUCUUCCCCGCCUUAGUGGGCAGGCCCAUCAUCCGCUCCACAGCCAAAGUGGGAAAUAUUGAAAUCAAGGAUUUGAUGGUGGGGGACGAGGCCAGUGAGCUGCGCUCCAUGCUGGAGGUCAACUACCCCAUGGAGAACGGUAUCGUGCGCAACUGGGACGACAUGAAGCACCUGUGGGACUACACCUUCGGUCCCGAGAAGCUCAACAUCGACUCACGCAACUGCAAGAUCCUGCUCACCGAACCUCCAAUGAAUCCUACCAAGAACCGGGAGAAGAUCAUAGAGGUAAUGUUCGAGACGUACCAGUUUUCAGGUGUCUACAUUGCUAUUCAAGCCGUGCUGACGCUGUACGCUCAAGGCCUUCUGACUGGCGUGGUGGUGGACUCCGGUGAUGGCGUGACGCACAUCUGUCCUGUGUAUGAAGGAUUCAGCUUGCCCCACCUGACCAGACGUUUGGACAUCGCCGGGCGGGACAUCACCCGCUAUCUCAUCAAGUUGCUGCUGCUACGAGGCUACGCCUUCAACCAUUCGGCCGACUUUGAGACUGUACGCAUGAUGAAGGAGAAGCUGUGCUAUGUAGGAUACAACAUCGAGCAGGAGCAGAAGCUGGCGCUGGAGACCACUGUGUUGGUUGAGUCCUACACGCUGCCAGACGGCCGCGUGAUCAAGGUGGGCGGUGAGCGCUUUGAAGCACCCGAGGCCCUAUUCCAACCACACCUCAUCAACGUGGAGGGUGUAGGCGUGGCCGAGCUGCUCUUCAACACCAUCCAGGCGGCCGACAUUGACACCAGGCCCGAGUUCUACAAACACAUCGUGCUGUCAGGGGGGUCCACCAUGUACCCUGGGCUCCCCUCACGACUGGAAAGGGAACUCAAGCAGCUGUACCUGGAGCGCGUGCUUAAGGGGGAUGUGGACAAGCUAUCGAAAUUCAAGAUCCGCAUCGAGGACCCUCCCAGGCGAAAGCACAUGGUAUUCCUGGGUGGGGCGGUACUGGCUGACAUCAUGAAGGACAAGGACAACUUCUGGCUCACCCGCGAGGAGUACCAGGAGAAGGGGGUGCGCGUUCUGCAAAAGCUGGGUGUCACCGUCAGAUAAAGACACAAACAAAUAUAUCUUAUUUAUCUUUCUUCUCUUUUCCGCUGUCAAUCUCCCCUUUUCCGCCUUCACCCUUCCUGGCAAACGGUUCCAUAUUUUUUGCACAGUUCCCAUAGAGUUUAAAAAAAAAAAAAAAAGGUUAACAUUACCGCAAGUUAGCGGAGAAAUUGGGGACGUCUUGAAGGGAAGCCUACGAGUUUUUUGAUAUCACAAUCAGGGUCCACCCAAUUGUUUUUUGGUCCCGUGGCUAAUCACAUUUCUAUAUGUGACUGUUUGUUUUGUUUUGUUUUUCUAAGGAGAGGGAUCACUUAUUUUCUUUUAUUGCUGAAUUGUUUUUUCCAGCUCCCCUCUUGCCUUUUUUUGCAGUGAGCUACUACCAUUGUAAAUGGAGUGAGGCUAAUUAUGGUAACAGAAGUCUUUUGGGUGGUUUAAUGAAGAGUGCAACUCCUUCUAAAGCAGGGUUCCCCGAAAACGGUAAUUUUAUUUGACGGUGGCGUCAUUAGACUGUCAUAAGGCCGUUAUAAGUAUGACAUGACAUGACAUGUCAUGAGAAUUAAUGAAUGCCUAUGACUGAUGUCAUUAGGUGUCAUCCGGCAAAUUUUGUAACAACAAUUAUGUCCAGCCGCAUCUUUUACAUCCAUUCAAAAGUGACACUUAAUGACAUCUAUCGUAAAUUUUAAUGCUCAUGACAGUGUAAUGUCAUAAUUAUGACGGUCAUAUGGCAGUUUUAUGACGCCACUAGCAAAUCGUUACCCCAAAAACUCACUGGCUGCCAUUAAUGCCGACAGAUGUCGAGUUUGAUCAUUCGCCGCCAGUUGACAUCUAUUGUCUUCAAACGCAGAAAUAAGUUCAAAGUGACUAGUAAUCGACUAGUACAUACGCGAUUAUUAGUAACCUCAAAACUUUUGUACAUUAAGAACCAUGUACCAGUCGUAGUUUUGAAGGUUAAACAACUGCAAACGGCAAAUAGUGAACCAUGUAAUUGGACAAACCCUAAAUUUCUGUUUUAAACUGUAGCUCAACUAUACUAACCCAAUAGUACAGUCGUGAUUGCAGUAAAUAUUUGGGUAACACUUUGACAGAGGGUUCAUAAGACUGUCAUGAUUAUGACAUGACGCUCAUGUUAUGACAGAUGUCAUUAAGUGUCAUCUGGCAAAUGAUAUCACUUGAAUGGAUGUAAAUUAUGUAUACUGGACACAAAUGGAGUUAGUGACAUUAUUUGCCGGAUGACACUUAAUGACAACUGCCAUAAGCAUUUAUUAAUGCUCAUGACAGUGUCAUAAUUAUGAUGGUCUUAUGACAGUCUUGUGAACCAAUAUGGUAACAAUUUAUUUGAAAUAAUCACUGUACAAAUAUGGUAGCACUUUAUUUGACAGCAGUGUCAUAAGACCGUCAUAAUUAUAAAACUCAUGAGCAUUAAUGAAUGCUUUCAUAACACUGUUAUAAGACCGUGGUAAUUAUGACACUGUUAUGAGCAUUAAUGAAUGCUUAUGACAGUUGUCAUUGUCGUACGGCAAAAUCCGUCACUUUUGAAUGGAUGCAAAAGAUGCGGUCUGGACAUAAAUGGAGUUAGUGACAUCAUUUGUUGGAUGACGCUUAAUAACAUCUGUCAUAAGCAUUCAAUAAUGCUCAUGACUGUGCUCAUAAUGUCUUACGAGUCUUAUGAACCCUACUGUCAAAGUGUUAGCAAUAUUUGUACGACAAAGCUUUGUUGGUCAUAAACAAACAAACAAAAAAAUCUAAAGUAAAGCAGUCUCGGGUUCAUUAUCUGCGAUUUGAAACUGAUUACCAAUUUACAAAAGAAAGAGGAGGGAAUUUGCAACCCGAAGGAAAAUUUCUGAAUUUGGGGAAAUCCUGUAUUCAAGGAGGACGGACACACCAAAAAUAAAGAAGAAAUUGAAGCUUGCUAUGACUUAAUCGUGUGAUGGUACUUUCCAGUGUGUUUCAUCUGCCUUAGUGUUGAUCAAAAAGGCCUGAUGUUGGAAAUCUACACAAAACGCAGCAAAUCACAGAAGGUUUAAAUGGAAAAUGCUGUUUUUUGGAGAUUUUUUUUUUUUUUUGCCCCUCGGGGUCUUCCCUGGUGUGAUCAAUACUGGAGGCACUUCACCAUGUUAUGAUUUUUUUAUUUUUUUUUUUGGAUUAUGAAGAUUUUUGACAUGUAUAUUUUUCUUUUCCUCCUUUUCUGUGGAUGUCUUAUCCUGUGCCAAGUGCAGUUCAUGUUUUAUUGUAUGUCUCUGCUCUCUUUAAUUUUUGGUUGCCACCAUUUUGUUUUGACUUUGUUGUUCAUAGCAUAACUGCAUAACGCUGAUUUAAAUAAAGAAAAGUGAUUUAUAACAAA